Molecule: messenger RNA, 1893 nt
Organism: Ambispora gerdemannii
Lineage: Eukaryota; Fungi; Glomeromycota; Glomeromycetes; Archaeosporales; Ambisporaceae
Source: the annotation of a GenBank genome assembly
AUGGUGAAGGUUCCAAAAGCAUUGAAGCCUACACUUGACUUUCGUCGUUCAGUAACCAAAGAUAAAAUUUCAACUCCUAUUGCCAUACCAACAAAACACCCACCUUCUAUAUUACCACCCAAGAAGGUGAUUAAAGCAUUGUAUGACUACGAUGCAAGUGCACCACGCGAACUCUCUUUUUCAAAAGGCGACUUUUUUCAUGUGGUUGGGGACGAAAAUGACGCAAACUGGUACGAAGCUUGUAAUCCGGCCACUAAUUUACGAGGACUAGUACCUGUCUCGUAUUUUCAGGUACUCGAAAAAAGUAAUCGACUAAGUGGUAGCGAGAAAAUUGAUCCGAACGCAUUCUACGACCCGUCAAUUGGCGGACAGAAACCUCAGCCAUUAUAUGGAAUCGUGUUGUAUGAUUUUGCUGCUGAACGCCCCGAUGAACUUAAUGCUAAAGCUGGUGAGCCUAUUAUCGUGAUUGCACAAUCGAAUCAUGAAUGGUUUGUUGCGAAGCCGAUUGGACGUCUUGGUGGACCUGGAUUAAUCCCUGUUAGUUUUGUCGAGAUAAGGGAUCAUUCAACGGGCAAAGCAAUUGAAAAUAUACAGGAAUUAAUGGAUAAUUCAAUUGUUCCAAGAGUAGAAGACUGGAAGAAAAUGACACAGGAUUACCAAGAGGCGAGUAUUUCAUUAGGGAGAUUGGAGUUCGCUGGCGAUUCUAAAUUCAUGCCGACUGGAAUCGAAUCAGAUCCUAAAUUAGCUCCUGUUGGUAUGAUGGAUCAAGGGAAUAAUAUGGAAUAUGAUCCAAAACUCGCUCCAAUGGGAGUUGGUGGUGGAUUUGAAUAUGCAACCGAACAAUCAUAUGAGUAUGGUGGUGGGUACGUUGCAGGAAGACAUUCAAAUGGAUCAGAUACACUGCCAAUGAUACCAAAUUCAUCCACUUUACAGAAUAAAUUAUCUCCAUCAUCUCCUCCGUUGCUACCAUCAAAUGUUCUUAAUAAUUUCAAUAAAAUCAACCACAACCACUACCAGAAUAAUGAAAGAUCAUCCGGAGGUAUACUGGACGAAAUAAAUACCGCGUCAGUCGACUCGUUUCAUUUUCAGGAUGAUCGAUAUUGGUUUUUGGUCAGAGUUGAAUUAUCAUCAGGUCGAUUCCGUAUGUUAUAUCGAUUAUAUGAGGACUUUUAUGAAUUUCAAAUUGCUCUCUUAAAUGAAUUCCCUGCUGAGGCUGGGCGCACCGGACAACAGAGAAUUUUACCUUUUAUGCCGGGCCCACUUUCAUAUGUGAACGAUAUGAUUACAGCACAACGACGAGCUGAUUUGGACGUUUAUGUUAAGGAAUUAUUAAAUUUACCAGAUUACAUAUUACAACAUCCACAAUUACAACAGUUAUUUGGUAUACGAGAAGGUGAUUCUGAGACUGCGUAUGAUCCAAGAAAUAACAAUGAUUCGAGAGUAAAUGGAAAUAAUUCAAUAAGGAAACAAACCUCAAUGACCAAUGGCGCAGGAAAUGGAGGUGGACUAUUUAAACAUUCGCAUAACGGAUCUUCGUCAUCUUCAUCAAUUGCUGGUACUGGUAGUGGACACAAUAAACAUCAAACACUCUCACAUCAAGACUCUAAUCCACAAAUGCGUUCAAAUAAUAACACACAAAUUAAAGGAACGAAUGGAAAAGCAAAUUUUAUUAAAAUUAAAAUAUUCUAUCAAGAAGAUCUUAUUGCGAUACGCGUGCCCGCAGAGGUCUCUUUUGCAGCAUUACGAGAGAAAUUAUACGAUCGUCUUAAAGGACAUGUCACAAGUUUACAUUAUAAAGAUGAGAGAACCGGUGAAUCAUUUGAACUUGAAGGUGAUGCCGAUUUACAAGCUGCAAUAGCAAAAACUCCAAAAUUAGUAAUUUAUGCCGAAUAA